CCUCCAGCCUUAGGAGAGUCGCAGAGAGCACUGACACAGGGUACCCCCUCCCGGCGUUCCCUUACGGUAACCCCCCCCCGGGGGGUGUCGGCCGGACCCCUUUCUCUAAUUGUCUCCGUGUUCCUGUAUGGAGGAACGUCUAGCUCGUUCAGGCCUAUCUCGUCACGUGACUCACCCUCUCCCGAAGCGGCUGCUGCGUCCCUGUGUCCUCAGGCCAGCUCUUCUGAAGGCUUAAGAGUGCCCUGCUAACGAAGGCCCAGCAUGGAGUUGGAGAGGAUCGUCGGCUCAGCCCUCCUCACCUUCGUUCAGGCACACCUACCAGAGGCAGACCUCAGUGGUUUGGAUGAAGUCAUCUUCUCCUAUGUGCUUGGGGUCCUGGAGGACCUGGGCCCCUCAGGGCCAUCAGAGGAGAACUUUGAUAUGGAGGCCUUCACUGAAAUGAUGGAGGCUUAUGUGCCUGGCUUUGCCCACAUCCCCAGGGGUAUAAUAGGAGACAUGAUGCAGAAGCUCUCGGUGCAGCUGAGCGAUGCUAGGAACAAAGAGAACCUGCACCCACAGAGCUCCUGUGUCCAAGGUCAGGUGCCCAUUUUUCCAGAGACCCUGAGGCAACCUGAAAAGCUCAAAGAAGAGAGCAGGCCUCCUGCUGCUCCUGGGAACACCCUAGAUGAGGCAGCUGCUGCAGAGGAAGAACUGCCAGGAGUCGAUGUGCUCCUGGAGGUCUUCCCUACCUGUUCUAUGGAGCAGGCCCAGUGGGUGCUGGCCAAAGCUCGGGGGGACUUGGAGGAAGCUGUGCACAUGCUGGUAGAGGGCAAGGAAGAGGGGCCUCCAGGCUGGGACGGCCCAAGUCAGGACUUGCCCAGGCGCCUCAGAGGCCCUCAGAAGGAUGACUUGAAGCCUUUCAUCCUUCAGAAGUACAUGAUGGUGGACAGGGCAGAGGACCAGAAAACUCACCGACCUGUGGCUCCCAAGGAGGCCCCCAAGAAGCUGAUCCGGUACAUCGACAACCAAGUAGUGAGCACCAAAGGAGAGCGAUUCAAAGAUAUCCGGAGCCCCGAGGCCGACGAGAUGAAGGCCACAUACAUCAACCUCAAGCCGGCCAGGAAGUACCGCUUCCACUGAGGUGGUGCUGGACUCUGCCGGCCGGGCACUGCUGAUCCCAGAGGGAUGCAGACACCUUCCCAUCUACCAUGUCCCUUCUCCGGGCUCUUGCUCUAGUGUUUUAUUCUUGGGGCUUCCUUCAAGGGCACAGUAAAAGUGGUCCAAGGAAGGU
Mus pahari (shrew mouse) is the source of this 1270-nucleotide messenger RNA. It is a transcript of the gene Cuedc2, whose product is annotated as CUE domain containing 2. Gene Ontology annotation, molecular function: ubiquitin binding. The transcript has 9 exons. NCBI's taxonomy places the organism in Eukaryota, Metazoa, Chordata, Mammalia, Rodentia, Muridae. Bases 262 to 1119 code for a protein of 285 amino acids. The record is from RefSeq and is a predicted model, not a curated record.